Messenger RNA from Durio zibethinus, 484 nucleotides. RefSeq lists its product as uncharacterized. Lineage: Eukaryota; Viridiplantae; Streptophyta; Magnoliopsida; Malvales; Malvaceae. The record is from RefSeq and is a predicted model, not a curated record.
CUCCUGCGGCUGCUACUGCGCGACCUACUAUAAAGCCAUCUUUCAGAAGAAGCAAGCCCUGCAUCUUCUUCAUCGGUUGGUUUUGGUAGCCAAUAUUUCAUCAUUCCUCUUUGAUAUUAAAACCCCUAAUUAUAUUUUGAAAGUUUACUAUGGCUGGAGGAAAUUUCAUGCACAGAGUUAUAUCUUACGUCGUCAAUGAACUUGUCGUUGAUAGACUUGCAAGCAGUCCUGCAUUCCAGAGAUUUGCUGUGAGGACAUCAAAGAAGAUAGAGGAUAUUUCCAGUAUGGCUGCGCGGAAGAGGCAAGAACUUGCUGAACAGAUGAAAGAACUUUCGAAAAACAUGGAGUCUAAAAACCAGUGAUGUGGUAGAUAUGGUAGUACUUGGCAUUUGUGUGGCUGUCUCUGACCCUCGGAGUUUUGAUAAUCUGUAACUUAUCUACUGCUGCACGUAUUAAUUUUCUGGAACAGGGGUGGAAUUCCAAA